AGAUGCUCUGUAGUCUGGUGCGCACGCCUCUGUCUCCAGCUCUCCACCUUCACCAUGGAGGAGCCUAAUUAAAUGCACACACUCGAUGUGCGCGUCUCUGCUGCUCCGGAUGGGGGGUGCCGAUUCUUUUUUUAUUAUUAUUAUUUCUAUUUUAGGAUUUUCAAGCGUUUCCAACCCUGUUUGAACCCCGAGCGGAGAGGACCGCGGGAGAUUUGUGAAGUCUUCAAUUAAUAAGAGGCAAAUUAUGCCAGCAGCAUCAGAGUCACUCACCCUGGUGACGUGCCACUUGGUUGGUCAGACUGCUCUGCCUUUCACUUGCCUCCUCGUCUGCCCUGGCAGAUCAACGCUUCUGGAUGCUCCUCAAAGAGCCACGCCCACACCAUGAGCGCCAACGGGCCUGCCACAGAACCAGCCCCAGAAGCCCCUCCCAUCUCAACCCCUGCCCCCGCACCGGCCCCUGCUCCUACCCCAGCCCCAGCGCCACCACCGCCCGCCCCACCUGCUGCAACUUCUUCUACCAUACCGGUGGGUGCGUUGGCUCAGAAGAAGCGGCAGCAGUAUGCCAAAAGCAAGAAGCAAGGGAGCAACGCCAACAGCCGGCCACCGAGGGCUCUUUUCUGCCUAAAGCUCAACAACCCCUUACGCAGGGCCUGCAUCAGUGUGGUGGAGUGGAAGCCAUUCGAUAUCUUUAUAUUAAUUGCUAUUUUUGCCAACUGUAUGGCCUUAGCUGUUUAUGUCCCUUUUCCGGAAGAUGAUUCCAACUCCACAAACCAUGAUCUGGAAACAGUUGAAUAUGCCUUCCUCAUCAUUUUCACUAUUGAGACCUUUCUGAAGAUUAUUGCCUAUGGUUUGGUGAUGCACCAGAAUGCAUAUGUGAGAAACGGCUGGAACAUGCUGGAUUUUGUCAUUGUGGUUAUUGGACUCUUCAGUGUUGUUUUAGAAUUCUUGACCAAAGAUGACAAAGGAGAAGGUGAAGGAGCCAGUAGCCAUCCGUCUGUGCAUGGCCAUGGGGGUAAGCCCGGUGGAUUUGAUGUUAAAGCCCUUCGAGCCUUCCGUGUGCUGCGACCCCUGCGGCUGGUCUCAGGAGUACCCAGUUUACAGGUGGUGUUGAACUCCAUCAUUAAAGCCAUGGUUCCUCUGCUGCACAUCGCCCUCCUUGUCCUGUUUGUUAUCAUCAUCUAUGCUAUUAUUGGCCUGGAGCUUUUCAUCGGUAAAAUGCAUGCCACCUGCUACAUAGCCGGCACAGAUUUGAUAGCCGAGGACGAACCAGCUCCCUGUGCGAUCUCAGGGCACGGGCGCCAAUGCCCCAUCAACGGCACACACUGCAGAGAAGGCUGGCAUGGCCCCAACGGGGGCAUCACCAACUUUGACAAUUUUCUCUUUGCUAUGUUGACGGUGUUUCAGUGCAUCACUAUGGAGGGCUGGACUGACGUGCUGUACUGGAUGAACGAUGCUAUGGGUUUUGAGCUUCCAUGGGUUUACUUUGUCAGUCUUGUGAUCUUCGGCUCCUUUUUCGUUCUUAACCUGGUUUUGGGUGUGUUGAGUGGAGAGUUCUCCAAGGAGAGGGAAAAAGCUAAAGCUCGAGGAGACUUCCAGAAGCUGCGUGAGAAGCAGCAGCUGGAAGAGGACCUGAAGGGCUACCUGGACUGGAUCACUCAGGCUGAAGAUAUCGACCCUGACAACGAGGACGAAGCUGAGGAUGGGAGCAAGAGGAACCGGGUGACUCUGGCUGACCUCACUGAGAAGAAGAAAGGAAGGUUUGGGUGGUUCAGCCAGUCGUCUGACACUCAUGCGAGCGUCCCAGCCAGUGAAACAGAAUCUGUGAACACUGAGAACCAGAAUGGCGAGGAGGAAAAGACACCCUGCUGUGGACCUUUGUGUCAAAAAAUCUCAAAGUCAAAGUUCAGUCGGCGCUGGCGCCGCUGGAACCGGUUCUGCCGCAGGAAGUGCCGUUUGGCUGUAAAGUCGGUACCUUUUUAUUGGUUGGUCAUCAUCCUGGUGUUCCUCAACACGCUCACCAUCUCAUCAGAGCAUUACAACCAGCCUAUGUGGCUGACACAAGUGCAGGAUGUGGCAAACAAGGUGCUCCUGGCCCUCUUCACAUGUGAAAUGUUGGUGAAGAUGUACAGUUUGGGACUACAGGCCUAUUUUGUGUCGUUGUUCAACCGCUUCGACUGCUUUGUGGUGUGCGGAGGAAUCACUGAAACCAUUCUUGUCGAACUAGAAAUCAUGUCUCCUCUUGGUAUUUCUGUGUUCCGCUGUGUCCGUCUGCUGAGGAUCUUUAAGGUCACACGGCACUGGCAGUCUCUGAGUAACCUGGUGGCAUCCCUGCUUAACUCCAUGAAGUCCAUUGCUUCCCUGCUGCUGCUCCUUUUCCUUUUUAUCAUCAUCUUCUCCCUGCUGGGAAUGCAGGUGUUUGGUGGAAAGUUCAACUUUGACGAAACCCAGACAAAGAGAAGCACGUUUGACAACUUUCCCCAAGCCCUUCUCACUGUGUUUCAGAUCUUGACCGGAGAAGACUGGAACGCUGUAAUGUAUGACGGCAUCAUGGCGUACGGAGGCCCCUCCUCCUCUGGGAUGAUCGUGUGUUUUUACUUUAUCAUUCUCUUCAUAUGUGGAAACUAUAUCCUCCUAAAUGUCUUUUUGGCCAUUGCUGUGGACAACCUGGCAGAUGCAGAGUCUCUCAACACAGAUGAAGGAGAUAAGAAGGGGGAUAAGAAAGAUGAUGAAAAAGAUGAAAAGGAAGAUGAGGAUGAGGAUAAUGAUGAAAUUGGAGGAUAUGAAGAAGACCCAGAAGUCCCAUCGGGUCCACGGCCAGUCAUCGCUGACCUGGUGAAGAAGGAAAAGAUCAUUCCGAUCCCAGAGGGAAGUGCCUUCUUCAUCUUCAGUAACACGAACCCAGUUCGGGUGUUUUGUCAUCAACUCAUCAAUCACCACAUAUUUACCAACCUCAUCCUGGUGUUCAUCAUGCUGAGCUCUGUGUCGCUUGCUGCCGAAGACCCGAUCCGGAACUUCUCCGCCCGAAACAUUAUACUUGGUUACUUUGACUAUGCUUUCACCGCUAUCUUUACUGUUGAGAUCGUGUUAAAGGUCCUAGGCUAUGCAGAUUAUGUCUUCACUAGUAUGUUUACAUUUGAGAUCGUAUUGAAGAUGACAACAUAUGGAGCUUUUCUCCAUAAAGGAGCUUUCUGCAGGAAUUACUUCAACCUCCUGGAUCUCUUGGUGGUGGGGGUUUCGCUUGUCUCCUUUGGCAUUCAGUCUUCAGCUAUCUCCGUGGUAAAAAUUCUUCGAGUUCUUCGAGUGCUUCGACCCCUAAGAGCCAUCAAUAGAGCCAAGGGCCUUAAACAUGUUGUUCAGUGUGUCUUUGUGGCAAUUAGAACUAUUGGCAACAUCAUGAUCGUCACCACUCUGCUUCAGUUUAUGUUCGCUUGUAUAGGUGUCCAGCUAUUUAAGGGAAAAUUUUACCGUUGCACAGAUGAGGCCAAGUCAAGUCCUGAAGAAUGCAAGGGCACAUUCAUUCUAUAUAAGGAUGGUGAUGUGAAUCAGCCAACAAUACACAGGCGGGUUUGGCACAACAGUGACUUCAACUUUGACAAUGUCCUCAUGGCCAUGAUGGCCCUGUUUACUGUGUCUACGUUUGAAGGCUGGCCGUCGUUACUGUACAAAGCAAUCGACUCCAACAGGGAGAAUCUAGGACCCAUUUACAACUACCGUGUGGAAAUUUCAAUCUUCUUCAUCAUCUACAUCAUUAUCAUUGCUUUCUUCAUGAUGAACAUCUUUGUGGGUUUUGUUAUUGUCACAUUUCAAGAACAGGGAGAGAAGGAGUAUAAAAACUGUGAACUUGACAAGAACCAGCGUCAGUGCGUGGAGUAUGCUCUAAAGGCCCGUCCUCUAAGGAGAUAUAUACCCAAAAACCCUUAUCAAUAUAAGUUCUGGUAUGUGGUGAACUCCACAGGCUUUGAGUACAUCAUGUUUGUGCUUAUCAUGCUCAACACACUCUGCUUGGCUGUCCAGCACUAUGGCCAGUCAGCUCUCUUUAAUUAUGUAAUGGACAUUCUCAACAUGGUCUUCACUACUGUAUUCACUGUGGAAAUGGUUCUCAAGCUCAUAGCAUUUAAACCAAGGCACUAUUUUGCUGAUGCUUGGAACACAUUUGAUGCCUUAAUUGUUGUUGGUAGCGUCGUCGACAUUGCUAUCACUGAAGUUAAUCCAACGGAGACUCCUCAGGUGGAUGAGAUGGGGAACACGGAGGAUAGUGCUCGUAUCUCCAUCACCUUUUUCCGUCUGUUUCGAGUCAUGCGGUUGGUCAAACUGCUCAGCAGAGGAGAGGGUAUUCGAACAUUGCUGUGGACCUUCAUUAAGUCCUUCCAGGCCUUGCCGUAUGUUGCUCUUUUGAUAGCCAUGUUGUUUUUCAUCUAUGCCGUCAUUGGCAUGCAGGUUUUUGGAAAGAUUGCUAUGGUUGAUGGCACGCAGAUUAACAGAAACAACAACUUUCAGACCUUCCCCCAGGCUGUGCUUCUCCUUUUUAGGUGUGCCACAGGUGAGGCGUGGCAGGAUAUUAUGUUGGCCUGUAUGCCAGGGAAACUAUGUGACCCUGAGUCUGACUACAACCCUGGGGAGGAGAUGACUUGUGGCAGUGGAUUUGCUAUAGUUUAUUUCAUUACCUUCUACAUGCUUUGUGCUUUCUUGAUCAUCAAUUUAUUUGUGGCUGUCAUUAUGGACAACUUUGACUAUCUGACACGUGAUUGGUCUAUUCUUGGUCCUCACCACCUUGAUGAAUUUAAAAGGAUAUGGUCAGAGUACGAUCCUGAAGCAAAAGGAAGAAUUAAACAUCUAGAUGUGGUGACUCUGCUUCGUCGUAUCCAGCCCCCUCUUGGUUUUGGUAAACUGUGUCCUCAUAGAGUGGCCUGCAAGAGGCUGGUAGCCAUGAACAUGCCACUCAACAGUGAUGGGACAGUCAUGUUUAAUGCUACAUUGUUUGCCCUGGUGCGCACAGCUCUGAAAAUAAAAACUGAAGGUAACCUGGAGCAGGCCAAUGAAGAGCUGCGAGCUGUCAUCAAGAAAAUCUGGAAGAGAACCAGCAUGAAGCUGCUGGAUCAAGUGGUGCCUCCUGCUGGUGAUGAUGAGGUAACCGUAGGGAAGUUCUAUGCCACCUUCCUGAUACAGGACUACUUUAGGAAAUUCAAGAAACGUAAAGAGGAAGGCCUGGUGGCUGCGCACCCUUCCCAGAACAACACAGCAAUUGCCCUACAGGCUGGCCUUCGCACGCUGCAUGAUAUUGGGCCUGAAAUUCGCCGAGCGAUAUCAUGUGACCUACAGGAUGAUGAACUAGUAGACUUUAUUCCAGAGGAAGACGAGGAAAUUUAUAGGCGUAACGGUGGCCUCUUUGGUAACCACCUUAUGAACGGUGGCCAUCGGCGAGCCAACGGUCAACAAACCAACACCACACAGCGCCCCCUGCAGGUGCAGCCUCCUCCUCACUAUGCUCACAUGGAGCAACCAGUGGGGCGUUUAUCUCGGGCUAAUGCAAUGGCCCAUCCCAACCACCAUCAUCACCACCACCACCAUCACCACCGCCACCAUAACUCCUAUGGCAAAUCUCCUAAAUCCACCAACAUCAACUUGAACAAUGCCAACAUGUCCAGUAUGCCCAAUGGAGGACACCAUAUCUACUAUGAACGUACACCUCCUAAUGGUUACCCAGGUUUACGUACCUCCUAUUAUGACUAUAACAAGCCACGGACACCCCAGGGUCAAAGAAGGCGCUACUAUGAGACAUAUGUUAGGUCCCAGAGAGGCGAUGGCCGUCACCCCAUCAUCCGCAGGGAAGAGGAGAUUGAUGAGGACCGCUUCUCUGGGGAAUACUACAGUGGAGAGGAGUUUUAUGAAGAGGAUAGUAUGCUUUCAGGGGACAGGUAUCAGACCUCUGACACGGAGUAUGAAACUCCUAAAGGCUACCAUCACCCUGACAGUUACUAUGAUGAUGAUGAGCAGCCUCUCUAUCGGGACUCUCGAAGAUCUCCAAAGAGAAGACUGCUUCCUGCCACACCUCAAGGUCACAGAAGGUCUUCCUUUAACUUUGAGUGUUUGCGCAGACAAAGUAGCCAGGAUGAGCUUCCACAUCAGCGUACUGCUCUACCACUGCACCUUAUGCAGCAUCAGGUUAUGGCUGUAGCAGGGCUGGACUCCAGCAGAGCCCACUGCCUCUCCCCCACCCGCUCCACUCGUUCCUGGGCCACACCACCCGCCACCCCAGCCAGUAAAGACGAAUCACCAUACUACACCCCCCUGAUCCGUGUGGAUCGUCCACGCAGGGAUAGCAUUUCUGGCAGCCAUGUCUCUGUGCGCAAAAGCUCCUGGUACACAGAUGAUCCAGAGUUUUCUCAAAGGACAUACUCACCCAUCCACCUGCAGGUGCCCCUGGAGUACCACAACCAGUACCACCAGAAGAGAGGCAGUGCAACCAGCCUUGUUGAAGCGGUUUUGAUAUCAGAGGGGCUUGGAAGAUAUGCCAAGGAUCCCAAAUUUGUCGCUGCCACGAAGCAUGAAAUAGCAGAUGCAUGUGAGAUGACAAUAGACGAGAUGGAGAGUGCAGCCAGCCACCUGCUGAGCGAAGGGAUCGCUCCUGGCAUUAAUGGGGUCAACGUGUUUCCUCUUCUGACCCCCAGGGACUACGAGCUGCCAGACACAGGAGCCAGUUACAGUGAUGAGGAGCCAGAGACAGAACCUAGAGUUCCUUAUGAGGAGGAUCUGGCAGAUGAGAUGAUCUGCAUUACGACUUUAUAGCAUCAGCUGGAAGGGAUUGACAGAUCUGACCGCACACAACAGUGAACAUAUAAAUUCUAAAAUCAGAAUUGCAUCUGUUGGCUCAAACCAAAAGAAGUGCCUUUUACACAGAGCAGAAAAGGCAUACAGAAGGAAGAAGCACCAUAGAAGCACCUCCUGCCAGCAGAGGAGGCAAGAGCAAAUAGUUGACUGGAACUCUCUACUGAAGAUCUUCACCUGGAAGGAACGCAGCCUGCAGCCAAUUGGACGCCAGGACACUUGAUGCUAGGGAGAGGUACAAGGCCAGAGCUGGCAAAGGUGUGAGACACUAUGCAGGGCGGGUCUCAAAGGGUGAUGACAAUCAGAUGUAUGAUGUCAUUACCUCAGUCACUUUAUUAAGGUUCGGCAUAUCAUGCAAGUUUUCAAUGCAAGCAUAGUGAGGCAUAUCUACUCAUUUAGUCUAUAGGGGGGGAAAAAAGAGCUUAAUACCUUUGUUGUUUGAGCAGGUUGUCUUAGGAUAGCUGAAGCUAAUUUAAAAUGUCGAGUCAUAACAGAUUAUGCAGGAAUUAACUGUCCUACUUUUAGCAUCAUUCAACUUGAGUUGUAUGUGUUUAAAGAAACAUAAGCAUUUGAGGUAAAUGCACUAGCAGGCAGGUUGUUUUAAACAUUGAAGAAUAGCCUGACUAAUAUUUCCUAGUUGAUAUGCUGUAAAUUGUAUAAUAUAGCAAGAGACACUUUGUAAAGAGAUAACUAUAUUUUGUAAUUAUGUAUCGUUUAAAAGAUCAGCAAUAUGAACCAUUGUGACUCAUGUUAUAUAAAAAAAACUUGCAUUAUUUUAAUGAGGUACUCUGACAUUUAAAAGCCUUUUCUUUUUGCUAAUAUGCACUCUUUAUUUUGCCUAAGAAAUAUUUUUUAGAAAUUCUUCUAAAGUGACACACCUGCACAGUAUAUUCAAAUGACUUCUAAUAUGUUUUUCUAUAAGCAGAUUUUUUUGUGCAGAUAAACCUCAAGAUUCUAAGGUAAAUGGCUAUAUAAGGAAUAUAUUUAUUUGGAUAUUUCCUGCUGUGCGCACAUUAAUUGAAAUGCUUCCAUGCAUAAACAUUGCUGCUUUUUUGUUGGUUUUUGAAUCAAAUGGUUUGUCAGCACUGAAUUAAAUGCAUUUUUUUUUGCUGCUAGAGGAAGUAAAAGUCGGAUAAACUGAUAUUUUUGAGGCUCGUGCUGGGAUUUUACCCUAUCAAACCCCUGAAUCAUCAUUGUAUUGGUUUAAAUCUCCAUUCUCCAUUCUGACCCCCUGUGUAUGUAGAGUGUCUUGCAGAUAUAUUCAUACUUUUUGAAUGUUUCCACAUACUGACUCCUUUCGACAAAAAAAAAUUGAUACUUUCUAUGGGAUUUUAUAUGAUUAAAACAAAACAGGAUGACGCAUAGUUGUGAAAUUGAAGCAUGAUUAUAUAGUUUUAAUUUUUUCCAAAAAAAAAACUAAAAUGUAUGGCAUGUAAUGUAUAGUUUCCUGAAUUAAUACUUUAAUGAAAACAGAACGUAGUUGAAAAUAUUCCCACCUGGAGAGUUACAUUUUUGUCUGUUGUUUAUUACCUUUUUACAAAAUAGAUCAGUCGGAUUAGAUGUUUACAAUGUAUCUGAACACUAACUUUCAGGCAUUUCCCCAAACUCGUAGCUGAAUUUAAAUCUGUACUUUGAGUGGGCCAUCCUAUCAUGGAUAUGCUUUCCAUUCCAUUGCAGCUCUGAAUACAAGCUUGGGAUGCAUUCCUUUAAGUUUCUGCUGCCCCUAACUGAUUUUCUAAUAUCUAAAAUUGUCUAGCAUCUUCUGAUCAGCUUUAACAAGUCGAUCUGCCGUUGAUGCAGAAAAGCAGCCUGACCCCAACCCACACAUGUACACUUUCAAAGCUCAGAACAGAAAACAGUACUUGUAAUGGUUGUCUUUGAAUAAUGCCUUCAUUUUUUUUUUGUCAUUCUUCAAUAAAGUUUUGAUUUGCUGUGUUAUUUUUGACAGGUUCCCCCACUAAACCUGUGGAUUUCAUGUAGCUUAUCUUACAAUGGGCCUCUUGGCUGUUUAUCUUAUUAAUGCUCUGUGUCAAGGUUUGUCAGUUGGAUCACACUGCUCACAGGGACUUGGGAUGAGAAUUCUGAUGGUUUAUAUUUGAUAAAACAUAACAUUUGCAGAAAGAAAACAAACAAAAAAAACUGCAUGGAGAAGAGUAAUAGAAGAGUAAUAGGUGGUACAGUAUAAUGAAUCCUACAAUCCUUAAUGAAGCCCACCGAUUUCAAACCCUAACACAGGAUUGGUGAAUGAAAAAACAAACCAAAAGAGCUAAUCAAAUGAAAUGUGGAGCAGCUGAGGCAGAAUAAAGGCAGGGCAGCUGAGGAUUGACCUCUACUUAACAUAGAGAAAGCCACAACAUGCAUCUUGGUCUUCCUGGUGUUGCUUGUUCACCAAUGUUUUUUAACAACCCUCUAAACCCUUCAGGGAAGAACUGAAACUAAAUAAAACACAGAUACUUUUUAUUUUCUAUGGAUGCGUGACCGCUUAAAGCUAUAGGUUGUACUAGAUUUCUUCCAGGGGCAUCAAAGUAAAAGGGACUAGUUAGUUGAACAUUUGGGGUUUUUAUGUACGAGUCAUGUGAAAAAAAAUCCCACUUCACUGUUGUUCACUAAUUUGUGUUGCUCUGUUUCAUACAAUCCUUAUAAUAUUCAUGAAGUUUGUUGUUUUAAAGUGACAAAUGGCAGUGUAAAUUUAUACGAUUAUAAGGCGCCAUGGUGUUUGAGGUUAUGUGGCUGUCAUCCAAAGGACAUUGCAACUUAUUCCCUAUGUUGAACAGCAGGGGGUGUACUGGUGUCAGAUAGGCUGGGAGGUGCAAAGCAAUAGAACCCCGUCCAUGUCCCUUUCUCUCUUAACCCACCUGGUUUCUUGCAUACAGUUUAUACUUCGUUAGGCAACUGUGAUCAUAUAUCAUUACGUCAGAAUAUCUGCACAGUGUGGAGACUUUCAACAAGCUAUUCUUUUUCUUGUAAUUGCUCAAUUUUGUUUAUGUAUCAUCAGUUACCAUCCGCCCAGCACAUACUGGACUAAAUAAACUAGUGUCUCUAUUAAAUAUGACAAUAGAGAGAUAAACUUUCUUCAAAUGCUGUUCAAGGUUGCUAUGAUCUGUUGCUCAUGGGCGUUUGAUUCGUUGGUUGGUGCACUCUCAAUCUGAAUGCUUGAUUCUGUCCUGAACGUUGAGGUUUUCCACUUUGUGUGCACAUUGAAAGGGCUCUUUGAAUUGUUUGUGAGUUUCAAACAAAAUGUGUUCUAGUCCUUUUUGUUUAUGGCCAAAAGGACCAAUGCACAUAAAAGGCACAUUAUACUAUUUGUAGCAAUUGCAGAACUAAUGAACUGAAAAUAUGCAUUAUUUUGUAAAGACUUUUGAAAUGUUGUUUUGAAACUAAAGAUAAAGAAAACUUACUUUUACCUCAUGUCAGGGAAUUCCUGAGAAAAGAUAAUAAUUUGGUUUAGUCUAUACCAAUGGUAUUUAAAUAUUAGCACAUAGCUGUUUGUCUUUGCACAAGUACAUGUAUAGUGCUUUUUCUUUUUCUAAACGGAUUUGUGUAAUAAGGUGAGAAGAUUUUUGUACUUUUUGUGACCAUGUGUAUGGUUUAGUGGAAACUGUAUCUGUCAUUUACACCCCACCUCAAAAUGCUGGGAAUGAAGAGCAUAACAAAAUAUUUUCAAGGUGCACUGUUCCUCUGUUUUGCAGGUUUGGAAAAAAAAAAUAAACCACAAACUACCAGUUUACAGAGAAACACAUAUUCAUAGAAACUUUUUUGUUAGCUUUUCUUCAUCUUGUUACUAUUAUUAUUAUUACUAUAACAACUAUUAAUGUUCAGAAAUCUGUAUUAAAAUAGAAGAUGCUGUAAAAUAUGUACAAACAUAUGGGAUGACCCAUAGUAAUGUUCUCUACUUGAAAGUCUUGACAUUUCCCCCAAUGUUUUAUGUUGUUUUUUUUCUUCGGUGCAACAUCAUUUCUCUCAGUAGCAAAUGCUUUAAUAUAUAUAUAAUCCCUAUAGAUUUUGUAUAAAUACAUUUUUUGUAUGUUUUCUUUUUUGGCCUUGACUUCAUUUGAUAUUUUUUUCUAUCAUCAUUAAAU
This is a messenger RNA of Cyprinodon variegatus (sheepshead minnow), 10904 nucleotides long. RefSeq names its product voltage-dependent L-type calcium channel subunit alpha-1D-like (gene cacna1da). Gene Ontology annotation, molecular function: high voltage-gated calcium channel activity. Bases 382 to 6786 code for a protein of 2134 amino acids. Gene Ontology annotation, cellular component: voltage-gated calcium channel complex; membrane. The record is from RefSeq and is a predicted model, not a curated record. NCBI's taxonomy places the organism in Eukaryota, Metazoa, Chordata, Actinopteri, Cyprinodontiformes, Cyprinodontidae. Gene Ontology annotation, biological process: calcium ion import across plasma membrane. The transcript has 49 exons.